Messenger RNA from Colletotrichum higginsianum IMI 349063, 2517 nucleotides. Its product is annotated as Sterol glucosyltransferase. The record is from RefSeq and is a predicted model, not a curated record. NCBI's taxonomy places the organism in Eukaryota, Fungi, Ascomycota, Sordariomycetes, Glomerellales, Glomerellaceae. Bases 1 to 2517 code for a protein of 838 amino acids. Gene Ontology annotation, molecular function: hexosyltransferase activity; UDP-glycosyltransferase activity. Gene Ontology annotation, biological process: carbohydrate metabolic process. The transcript is spliced from 5 exons.
AUGACAUCAGCAUCAAAGCAACUCACUCGGCCAUGGCUGACUGGGGAUGAAAACGGCGUGUUUACAGAGGAAGAUGGCCGCGUCCAAGUCGACUGCAACUCCAAGCUGGCACGCGCCUUCAGCGUCAUGUACCGCAUGAGCAAGGCCGAAAAGGGGGACAACCAGCCGCCCAGAACACCGUCCCCUAGCCCCUCGUCGCCGCCGCCGCCGUACGAUGGACUCCGCGGAGGACCCGCGCAGAAGGACCCGACCCGGCUGAACGUCGUGAUCCAGGUCGUCGGCAGCCGCGGGGACGUCCAGCCCUUCGUCGCGCUGGGCGCCGAGCUCAAACGACGCGGCCACCGCGUCCGGCUGGCGACCCACGACGUCUUUGACAAGUUCGUCCGGGACGCCGGCCUGGAGCACUACGGCGUCGGGGGCGACCCGGCCGCCCUGAUGGCGUACAUGGUCAAGAACCCGGGCCUGAUCCCCAGCAUGAAGAGCCUGAAGGCGGGCGAGAUCCGGCAGAAGCGCGAGAUGGUCGAGGAGAUGCUCGACGGGUUCUGGGACGCCUGCACCAGGCCGGACGCGGCGACGGGUCGGCCGUUCGUGGCGGACGCCAUCAUCGCGAACCCGCCCAGCUUCGCCCACGUCCACUACGCCCAGGCGCUCGGCAUCCCGGUGCACCUGAUGUUCACGAUGCCGUGGACAAGCACGGCGGCGUUCCCCCAUCCGCUGGCGAACCUGCAGAAUGUCGGAGGCGACCAUGCCGUGGCCAACUACGUUUCCUACGGCGUUGUCGAGCACUUGACAUGGCAGGGGCUGGGCGAUGUGAUCAACAAGUGGCGAGGCCGGCUCGACUUGGAGCCUGUAGCCAUGUUCGACGGCCCCAUGCUUGCGGAAGCGUUAAAGAUCCCCUUUACCUACUGCUGGUCCCCGGCUCUCGUCCCUAAGCCGAGGGACUGGGGAACACACAUAGACGUUUGCGGCUUCUUCUUCCGCGACGCGCCAACAUACUCCCCACCGGAAGACCUGGCCCGGUUCCUCGCCGCGGGGCCGCCGCCGGUGUACAUCGGGUUCGGAAGCAUCGUGCUGGACGACCCGCAGCGCGUGGUCAAAACGAUCCUCGGCGCCGUGGACGCCGCGGGGGUCCGGGCCAUCAUCUCCAAGGGCUGGUCGGACCUGGCCGGCUCCGGGAGCGAUUCCGUCUACUGGAUCGGCGACUGCCCGCACGAGUGGCUGUUUCAGCACGUCGCGGCCGUCGUGCACCACGGGGGCGCCGGUACGACGGCUUGCGGGCUGAGGAACGGCAAGCCGACCACCAUCGUCCCCUUCUUCGGAGACCAGCCGUUCUGGGGUGACAUGGUGGCCGACGCGGGCGCCGGCCCAAGGCCCAUCCCUCACAAGCAGCUGACUCCGGAAAAGCUCACGGCCGCCAUUCAGUACUGCCUUUCAGACCGGGCCGUGGCCGCGGCACAGGGGAUCGCCGCGCGGAUGCGGUCCGAAGGGGGCGUCCAGGCCGCGGCGGACUCGUGGUGGAAACAGCUGCCCCUGACGCGCAUGCAGUGCGACCUCGUCCCGAGUCAGGCGGCCGCGUGGUCCUACACCAAGUCCAAGGUGCCGAUGAAGCUGUCAAAGGCGGCUGCCGAGGUCCUCCUGCUUCAUGAGGCAGUGCAGCAGAAGCAUCUCUCCAUGCACGAGAGCAAACCCAUCACGAUGGACGUCACCCGCUGGGACCCCAUCACCGGAGGCGCGUCCGCCGUCCUGGCCACGGCCACGGACAUGACAGGGUCCAUCACGGGCAUGGUGACGAGGCCGAUCGAGGAGUACAAGGACGAGAAGCGUCGUCGGACGAGGGAGGAGCUCCGGAUAAGACGUCAGCUCGACGGCGGCGGCGGCGGGAGCGGUGACGGCAGUCCCCGGGAUAGCGUCUCCUCGACCGGCCGAGCGGACGGCGGCAGCGACCCGAGCGAGAAGCAGAAACGGCCGUCGAUGGCGGGCAAGGUGGCUGGCGCGUCGGCCAAGAGCAUCGGGCUCGUGGGGCCGACCGCCGCCAAGGGCAUGCUGGUCGACUUCCCGCUCGCCCUCACCGAGGGCCUGAGGGCGGUGCCGAAGCACUUGGGCACCGCCGUCCGCGACCACGGCGCCGUCACGGACGCCAAGAGCGGCGCCGUCGUGGCGGGCAAGACGUUCGCGUGGGGCUUCGUCGACGGCCUCAGCGACCUCGUCAUGGAGCCGGUCCGGGGCGCCGGCAACGGCGGGGGCGCCCUCGGGGCCUUCAAGGGGGUCGGCAAGGGCGCCGCGAGCCUGGUGGCCAAGAGCGGCGCCGGCAUGUUCGGCCUGUUCGCCUACCCGAGCGCCGGCAUCGCCAAGAGCCUGAGGUCGGCCGUCUACAGCGGGACGAGGAAGGCCAUAGCCAAGGAGAGACACCGUGAGGGACAGUGGCUUGUCAGCGGUGAUGAUGCGGCGCCGGCUUUGGACUUGGACGCCGGGGAGAUACUCGCCGCGUUCCACAGGCUCCGUGGCUCGGAAAGAUGA